GCCCAUAGUACGUAAUUGAGUUCCGCCAUUUUGUAUGCUUUUCUUCCCCAAAGGACUUUUUUGCGUUUUAUCUUUCGAUUCUUCAUUUCUUUUUUCUUUUUUUGCUUCCCAUAUGUUUACAUCGAUAUGCUCAAAGUUGUACUCUAAGACCCCUUCUAUACAUGAUGGUAUAAUGGCCUUGUAUCUCCGGCUAUCAUACUCGAUACAUCUGGUAUAUCUCUGGUAUCAGUUCUGGUUCCUCUUGAUCCCGACCGGCCAAAUGAUAUAACAUCUCCGAGUUAAAAUGCAAGAAAAACCAGUGAAGUCCGACAAGUCUAGAUACUCGAGAAGAACUCCGACUCUUGAGUAAUGCAGUAACGACGCCGAAAAGCCAAAACCCCUUGAUCGAGCUACAACGCCAAAAAAUGCAAAUGC
Molecule: messenger RNA, 414 nt
Organism: Hypoxylon trugodes
Lineage: Eukaryota; Fungi; Ascomycota; Sordariomycetes; Xylariales; Hypoxylaceae
Exons: 1
Coding region: 35-268 (77 amino acids)
Source: RefSeq, a predicted model, not a curated record